UGGGAGGAGGGAGGGAGAGAGGGAGCGCUCGCAUCCUAAUCUUCCUGUUCAGCAUCUCUGCUGGCUGUCUGGAUGAUCCCUCUCUCUCAUGUUUGAACACAGGCCGUUAUUACCGGAUACUCAGCUUUUUGGGGGAUUGUCCGUUUUUACAUUUUUAAAAACAAAGGGACUAUUCUGGUGCAUAGUCAGCAUAAUUUGACGGCUCAGCAUGUGGCCCAACGAGAGCUCUGAAAAUCAAAGGUGAUUAGAAGUGACCAACCGCCAUCCUUAAAGUCAAACUCAAGGGACCCAAUUGGAGCCUCGAGGACCGCUCAAGAUUUCUUUAGCUGUAAACACUCGAGCAGAUCAAAAGAACGCAGACACAAACCAACACAGCUACGGAUUAUGCCUAUAUAGGCUCCGACGUGCAGUGUAGAUAAGAACAUCUCUGAAACCAUGGCGGAUCCAUACCACAACAACAUUUACCACCAGGGAGACGGAGACAGCUAUGGGACAUAUGGACAGGGAGGACAGGACGGCUACGGUUAUCAGACUGAGUACCCUCCUCAGGAGGAAGACGCCGCCAGCGAUGCCACCGAGGGACACGAUGAAGAUGAUCAAAUGUAUGAAGGGGAGUACCAGGGCAUCCCCCAUCCAGAUGAGGUCAAGGCUGCUCGGAGGGCUGCAAGAGCGAAAGCGAGGACCGCAGCGGAUGCCGUUUCAGAUCAGGAGGAGCUUGCUGAACAAUACGAGGACAUCAUGGAGGACUGUGGACAUGGGAGGUUCCAGUGGACCCUGUUUGUGGUGUUAGGUCUGGCUCUAAUGGCGGACAGCGUGGAGUGCUUUGUAGUGGCAUUGGUGCUACCCAGUGCAGAGAAAGACAUGUGUUUGUCCCACGCUGAGAAGGGAAUGCUGGGUUUGAUAGUAUUCCUGGGAAUGAUGUUCGGAGCAUUUAUUUGGGGUGGCCUGGCUGAUAAAGUGGGCCGACGAAAAUGUCUGAUUAUCGUCCUGGCCAUGAAUUGCAUUUCUGCCUUCUUCUCCUCAUUCGCACAGGGAUAUGGCUUCUUCCUAUUCUUCAGGCUGUUCUCUGGAAUUGGGAUCGGGGGCUCUGUCCCAAUUGUGUACUCGUACUUCUCUGAGUUCCUCCAGAUGGAUAAAAGAGGAGAACAUCUCAGCUGGCUUUGCAUGUUUUGGAUGAUGGGGGGCAUCUACGCCUCCUUCACUGCUUGGGGCAUCAUCCCUCGAUAUGGUACAUAUGUAUACCUUGUAUAUGUAGAUCGGUGUAAGAAAUACUUUCCCUUUUCCCUUAUUUUUACAUAUUGGCUGUUGUUCUGUAUUUCAGGUUGGGGCUUCAGCAUGGGCACAGAGUUCCAGUUCCACAGCUGGAGGGUGUUUGUUCUAGUCUGUGCUCUCCCAGCUAUAGCGGCUUUUGUUGGGUUAAUGUUCAUGCCCGAGAGCCCACGCUUCCUACUGGAGAAUGCUAAACAUGAUGAAGCCUGGAUGAUCCUGAAACAGGUUCAUGACACCAACUGGAGAGCGAAAGGAGAACCUGAGAGAGUGUUUACUGUAACUCAAAUCAAGACUCCAAAGACACAGGAAGAUGAGUUUAUUGAGAUUCAGACUGCAACUGGAACUGCGUUCCAGAGAUGGGUGGUUCGAACCUUGACAUUGACCAAGCUGGUCAUGAAAAAUGUUGCGUCCCUCUUGGGUCGUGAUCUAAGACUAGCUACUCUGCUAAUGGCCAUCAUAUGGUUCACAAUGGCAUUUAGUUUUUACGGGCUUUCUGUGUGGUUUCCUGACAUGAUCAAACACCUCCAGCAUGAGGAGUAUGAAUCUAAGGUGAAAGUGUUUCAUCGGGAGAAGGUGGAGCAAUUUCAUUUCAACUUCUCUUUGGAGAACCAAGUCCAUAAAGAGGGAGAAUACAUCAAAGACAAGUUCAUCAACAUUGAGAUGAGGUCUGUGAAGUUUGAAGACUCUUUGUUCGUGGACUGCUUCUUUGAGAACAUCCGAUCCACAGAAACCAUCUUUGAGAACUGCACCAUCCGCAGUACUGUGUUUUAUGACACAGACUUGUAUGAAGAAAAGUUCAUUGACUGUACAUUAGAGAACGUCACUUUCAGUCACAACAAGAAAGGAUGCCAUUUAGACUAUGAAGAGGAGAAUGACGUCCUCGUCUACUUGGUCAGCUUCUUAGGCAGCUUAGCCGUGUUGCCUGGAAAUAUCAUCUCCGCACUCUUCAUGGACAAGAUUGGACGCAUCAAGAUUAUAGGUGGUUCGAUGCUUAUUUCUGCUGGUUGCACCUUUUUCCUUUUCUUGAGCUUUAGUCAGGCAGCCAUCAUAGCCUGGCAGUGUCUGUUUUGUGGCGUUAGCGUAGCAGCAUGGAACGGCAUUCAGGUCAUCACUGUGGAGCUCUACCCAGCUUCAAAAAGAGCCACAGCGUUUGGAGUCUUAAAUGCCAUUUGCAAGUUGGCGGCUAUAUUGGGAAGCUCAAUCUUUGCCUCGUUCAUAGGCAUUACCAAAGUCAUUCCUAUUCUGCUGUCCUUCGGUGCUCUGGUCGGUGGCGGAGUGCUGGCCCUGAAACUGCCUGAGACCAGAGAGAAGGUCUUGCUGUGAAAAUCUAAAGCUGAUAGUUUGGUCCAAGCCAUUGUAAAUGACUGGUAGUGUGGAUAUAACUGCUGGCAUGUAUAAAAUUGGGCUUAAUCAAGAAAAAAAUAUAUAUAUGUGAUAUUAAAUUCCAAUAUUCAAAAACUACAAGGACCAAAUGAAUCUACUCCUAGUCAAAAUGUUAAUGUAUAGAUAUGCCUGAUAUUUCAUAUAAAGUAAGUCAAAGGCCCGCUGGGUCAUUUAGAGCCUCAAGAAAAAAAAUCUGCACUAGUUAUAGAGUAACAGAAAAAUCUACAGGGAGUAUUAUAGAGAAAACCCUCCGGUGAAAAAUACAAUAGUCCCAGAUUUGCUUGGAUGGGGUAAUCAGAGUCAUGGAAGUCUCAAUCCUGUGCCAUUUCUUGGUCAAAAAAUUCAGGUACUGUUGAAGAUUUUCUUUUUAUCUUAUUCUAUAGCUUGUAAUUUGCUAUCCUCUCACCUUCUGCCUUUGCUUACGAUGUAACCUCCGCUGAAAAAAACGGUGUGUUUUUGUCCUGGUGUUUGCAAGUGUCCUACUGUAUGUCAAGAGACUGAUCUCAAUGUGUCGCUGUACGUUUGGAUGCUCGGUGCAGAAUGUGCGCUUGCGUUUGUUGGAUCACUGCAGAAACCAUUACGUGUGCUUCCUCCGUUUUCUAUUUUUGCUUUGUUAACUGUAAAUUGGCGGAGCACCUUACAAAGCUAGCCUCACUUUACCUUGCCUUUCACUAAACGUGUUGUUUCUUAGUGCUCUCUUUCUCUAUCGCCCUCUUAUUUUGUUCUUUUGCAUUCUGUGAAUCCUGAAAACGUCGGACGGUUUGGUCACUUUGGACUUGAGCUUCACAGAGCCACAUAUCUGUACGUGUUGUUGACUGAGUUGCAUGUGUGUAAUUUAUCAAGUAAUGUUGUGUCUUUUCUUAAUGUGUUGUUUGGAUGAUCUAAUGUUUGUCUCACUGCAAAUAAAACUGGUUAGACCAUA
Puntigrus tetrazona (Sumatra barb) is the source of this 3574-nucleotide messenger RNA. RefSeq names its product synaptic vesicle glycoprotein 2Bb (gene sv2bb). NCBI's taxonomy places the organism in Eukaryota, Metazoa, Chordata, Actinopteri, Cypriniformes, Cyprinidae. Gene Ontology annotation, molecular function: transmembrane transporter activity. Bases 436 to 2592 code for a protein of 718 amino acids. Gene Ontology annotation, cellular component: membrane. The record is from RefSeq and is a predicted model, not a curated record. The transcript has 12 exons. Gene Ontology annotation, biological process: chemical synaptic transmission; transmembrane transport.